Molecule: messenger RNA, 1111 nt
Organism: Dothidotthia symphoricarpi CBS 119687
Lineage: Eukaryota; Fungi; Ascomycota; Dothideomycetes; Pleosporales; Dothidotthiaceae
Exons: 3
Coding region: 289-864 (191 amino acids)
Biological process (GO): chromosome segregation
Cellular component (GO): kinetochore; Mis6-Sim4 complex
Source: RefSeq, a predicted model, not a curated record
CCUUGAACACGCGCAAAACGAAGACAAAUACCAAACACGCCAAACCGAGUCGUCCUGUUGCCAAUGCGAGGCGCCAAGUCGACGAUGCGGGUGAAAGGUCGAGCAGUGAUGUUUGCUGGAAUGUUGUUGCAGGUGCACUUCACGACAUUUGAUGGGCACGGACGCGACGCGCUCGACUCUCAGCCCUACGCAUGUCUCGAUGCUUGUCUCUAGCCGGCCAUUACACUGCCCUGCCAAUUGCGCACCGUAGCAAAGCCUGCCUCACGCGCAUUCUCCACCACGGCAACCAUGGCGUCGCAAGAAGCCAAGCUGCUCAGCGACUUCCUUCUCACGCCCGCAUCACUGCGCGACUUCAUGACGCCGCGCCAGUUCGCCGACAUCUUUCCCCAAGCCCACCGCGCGAACCCGGCCGUGCAGGACUUGUAUCGCGAGCUACAUCGGCUGCGCGACAAGGAUGUGGACCUAGUGCGUCACGCCAUCGCCCACGAAGUCAAGCGGUCGAAGCAACUGCGGCGCGAGUAUGCCAAGGAACGGCGCCGAGCUGACGACGCGACCGUCGCCGGGCUGGACUCGGUCGCGCUUCAGAUGGAGGAAGAGUUCUCAGGCGAUAGUCGCAAAACCCCGCACUCGCUGCACACUGUUCACUCCAGCAUUGACGAGGCCUGCACGACCCUCGAGGCUCAGAUUGCAGAUAUGGAGCAGGAGAACCAAACAGCCCUGUCCGAGGUGCAGGAGGCUGUUGGCGCGCUCAGUGACUUGCGCCAUGGCCGCUUUGCGCAGUCGGCUGGUGGUGAAGACAUUGGGCAGGAAGUACUGGCUACGCUAAAGAGGCUCGAAGCCGUCUGUACAAACACGGCUGAAUGAGCGGCGUAGAAAACCAUGUCUGCACCAAGAGACUUGAAGCCGUCUCUACCAAUCCAGCAGGAUACACUGUCCGUGACGCGGGCGGCGCUUAGAUCGUCGUCUCACUACCUGCAUCACCAACCACCUUUCCUUCGGAUACACAGGAAGGGAUGCGACAUCGGACAGCAACCAAUCUGCAUCCGAGAGACGGAACCCAGUAUGCAUUACAUCGAUGAUGCGAUAUCCAUACGAAACUGUGUACCUAGAG